Aspergillus pseudonomiae is the source of this 6802-nucleotide messenger RNA. RefSeq names its product putative ubiquitin C-terminal hydrolase. The transcript has a single exon. The record is from RefSeq and is a predicted model, not a curated record. Gene Ontology annotation, cellular component: nucleus; cytosol. Gene Ontology annotation, biological process: protein deubiquitination. The coding region runs from base 183 to 6677 and encodes 2164 amino acids. NCBI's taxonomy places the organism in Eukaryota, Fungi, Ascomycota, Eurotiomycetes, Eurotiales, Aspergillaceae. Gene Ontology annotation, molecular function: cysteine-type endopeptidase activity; cysteine-type deubiquitinase activity.
ACCUCCAGCCAGAUGAAGGCAGGGGGCCUUGGGUAUGUCUGGAGGAGUUUUUCCUUAACUAUACUCGGCUUGCACUCCAUAUAGUCCGCCUGGAUACUUUAGUCUUGGGCCAAUUAAUAGAAGACGCAGACCUGCAGGUAUCGGACUUAAUAUCAAGAGCCUAUCUUCCUUCACUUGGUUGGAUGCUCCAGGUAAAUGGUAUACCUUUCUUUCGUACUGCGGAAAGGGUCCAUGGCGUGGAAGUGAUCAACAUGGUUACUCGUCUGAACGACCACAUUCUGGCUCCUCAGUUCAACGUGCUCCAGUGGCUCUCCGAUUAUGCCACCUGUGUCCUGACUUUGAUACCCCGUUGGUCCCAACUCUCAUCCCCUUUGGUUUCAGUUGUGACUAUUGUGCACAACCUGAUGGAUUCCGGAAACGAGCGGAGGAAGUACCAGGCAGAUGAUGCCCUAAUCAAUUCCCUUACCUAUCUACGUUCUAUGAAAACAGCUUACAGCCUGAUGCGGAUCAUAGACGAAAACUACCAGAUGCAUGUAAGCAAGAAGUCCUCCUGGAUAACAAGCGACGUCAGUGAUCCGAUGCUCCGUUUUAUAUCUUGGGUUUACUUCACAAUCGCUCUUCGCGGCCAAGACCUGGGCUUGGAGAUCGCCAGGGAUCUCUCCAUUGCCGUACCUGAAGGUAUAUCCUCAGAUGAGUGUGCUUCCAUUAUCUACUAUGGGUGGAAAUUUGCUGCCCUGAAAAAGCAUAUCCUGGACGGGCGUAUGGAGCUGAGGGUCAACGGAAUGGAGACUAUGCAAAUGGACCUGGUCAAUGUGUGGCGGCAGUAUAUUCAAAACGACCCAGCAGGGAUUGAGCAUCCCGUCGUGCAAUACCUCGUCAGGUUUUUACGGGAGAAUGAAAUCGUCGAAUAUAUCGUUAGCAUUGAUUCUCACCCUCAGCUUAUCAGCAGAAGUGGCAACAUUGUUGGCUUUUUGAUUGUAACAUCCACAUACACCGACACCGACACCGAUACAAUCUGGAAGGCCGUGACAGAGAGCUCUGAUCCCCGAACGGUGUCUGAAAUACUCAGAAUGCUUACGAAAACCUUUCAAAUGCAUUUGCCAACUUCUCCAGCGCUGUUGUGUUUGUGCUCAAAACUUCUUGAAUUGCCUCUUUCCCGGUUUGAUUCACGCAUGGUGGAUUUCUGUGAGCAACUUCUCCUUCACGUACGUGAAAAGCACCGCGAGAGACAUCAAUUGUUGGACGAGCCGCAUGUAGACGCUGUCCCACUGCGUUUGUGUGUACGCCUCAUUCGUGAAAGUGCUGCAGCGGACGAUCUUCCUGUCGAGCAUAAGGCUAUCCUCCAGAAAUUCUCAAGUUCGCAGCUUACCUUGUUCAUGGAUGUUGGACUCAGCGAAAUGGACAAAAUGGAAACAUAUGAACGUUGCGUCCAAGACCUUGCCGAGAUGAACCAGUUCACCGUUGGCAGCAUACAGGCUUUGAAUGCCCUAGUUCCCAGCUAUGAUACACAAGAGAUACGAAAGCUUGCUAUGGACUUUGACCUGACACGCUUGUUGAUAAAUGAAUUGGCUCAUACCGUGGACAUGAACCAGACGGACUUCACAGAGCCCUUCUCACGGAACGGCUUUCUUUCGCGCGUCCAUCUACUGGCCCGCAUUAUUGACAAAGUCCCGGACUCCAUAACCACUGAUUUAGGUGAUUUGCUGUGGAGAAGGAUCCUAAUGGCGAAAACUCUUGCCCAGCAAGGCAGACGGGCACUUUGGGACACCCUGUGUGCACUUACCAGACAUAGUACGAAGAGCAAUCCAUUCAUUGAACGCUGUAUCCACGGGUACCUGUCCGAACUGUCCCCUUCCGAAGACUACUUUUUCGAGGUCCUCUCAUUUGCAAAGCAGGCAAUCAACUACGAGGUUCGCUUCAACCCUCCGCCCAUUGCCGGUGAUAAUGAGGUCAUCUCAAUCCCAGGGGUAGACCGAAUAUGGGAUUUUAUUUUGACAGCUCCACCCGACUCGAUCGAAACCGAUGCCACUAAUUUUGCCAUUGAGGUGUAUCUCGACCAUAAUAUUAUUAACAGAUCACCACGGUCUGCAGUUGAAGCAACUCAUGUUGCCUUGGUAGAUCGCUGCGUUGACCAACUGAAGUCGGCUGCCUCCAAGUUGAAGUCUGCCCGUGGCCAAGGUACUAUUGGUACUAGCGAUUCGAUGGCUACGGAGGUCCCUGAAGAGGAAACCCAGGCGGAAGAAUUGAGGUUUAGCCGUUCUCUGCUCUUUCUGCGUCAGUUCCUCCAAGGCCUGCGCAGUCGACCCCAGUACAGCCCGCCCCAGAACUCGCCGCCAGGCUUGCCCGGUAAACCUGUAAAAGGCGAGCUAGUCAAUAUCCGUUAUCAAGCUUUUGACGGCAGCACGCAGUCUAAAGUCCGCUCGUUGCAAAUUGGUGAUCUCUCAACUGCAUCCGAAUUCGUUGAGAAGCUUGUACAAAUCACCGGUUUCACAAAACUUAACACUAUCUAUAGUGGGCAUAGGAUUGAUCUUCUUGAAAAGCCUACUCUCACCGUACGAGACCUCAAACUGAACUCGGGACUGCUAAUUGUUCGCCGGGACCCUGACAGCCGUGAGGUUACGCUGACAGGACGGCGUCAGUCUCUGACAUCGGUGGAUUCUGAAGUUCUUAAGCAUUUUGAUGAUCUUUAUGAUCUUUUAGGUCUCGAGGACCACUUAGCUCGAGAGAUUUACGACUUUCUUGUUGUCUUCCCUCCCCAGGAAAGGGUCCUGCAGUUAGUCAGGUCUACCGAGAAAUCUGAUCAAGACGUAUUCCCUAUGGGUAAGCCCUAUAACUUCCUCUACUCAGUAAAUGCGCUUUCUAUAUGCCUGAGAGAGGAGGCAUUAGAGUCAUCGCCAAAUCAAGCAUUUGUGUCUCAUAGCGUUCGAGUUUUGGUUGCUGCUUUAACACGGUCCGAAAUGACUGAUUCAUGGGACAAUUGUCCAAUGAAGCUCCUUUUUGCGACUAGUUUGGUUGAAUGUCUCCUAUACGCUCUCCUUGUGAAGCCGGCCCUAGCCGGCGAUACAGCCUUGAUUCCAGAUUCGACAGCUUUAGUCCGGCAGUUGCUUCAUUUGAUGGAGGUUGGGCGGCGUUCGUCGACGGGUCGUCUUUCGGAGCUUGGUAUACACAAGCUAAUCUGCAACUCCUUUGCAAUCAUGAUCGAAGGUUCUGUUCGCGACCCCGAGUUUUGGGCUGUCUUAAAGCAGGAAGCAAAAUUCGACCAGCUUCUGUUUUCACUGCUGUUAGAUCAGGACCGCCAGCCUAUUCGCAAGGGCAUUUCGGAGAACAUAGCUGUUGCCUGUAGUCCGUCCAAGUUGCUCAAGAAAACAGGGAAACCGGAAGUCCCAGAACAACGACAGGCAACGACUUCCGAGAAUCCAGUCAGAAUCGAUAUUCUCGCUACAAUCUGGGAAGCCUUUGUGCAGAACUUCCCCCGGACACUGGGCUGUGUUCAGCAGUCCCAAGAGUUUUUCGAAAUCGCUCACUUAGUAUUCCAAUCGGUUGCGGAAAAGUCACCGCGUGACCUUAUGUUGAGCGAAUAUCUCAAGCAAUGGAGUGCCAUUUUGUUGAAGCACCAAACCGAAGAGUUUGUUGGACGAGAGCCUGUCGACCAUUUACUUCUAGGCUUUUGCCGUCUCCUGAGAUCGUGCUUAGACUUCGCAAGCUCAACCAAUGCCACAGUGGAUACGUUUGAUCUCGCUGAGAGCUUGUUUGACAAGUACCUCUUCCCGGAUCUUUCGGAGUCAACAUCCCUUGUUGCCAUCACCCCUCAGACGCCCGUCAUGCACGCAUCUUCUCGGCAGGAACUGUACAGUAUUCUGAACCUGCUCUGCAAAUACGACGAAAACUACGCUAAAGUCGUAGAGCGCUUGAGUGAUCUCAUCCCUGAAGACUAUACAUAUUCACCAACCUGGUGUUUUGAUCGCUACAAAAUGAUCAGAUCGCCAGAAGGGUAUGCCGGGUUGAAGAAUCUGUCCAACACUUGUUACUUGAAUUCGCUUUUAACUCAGCUUUUUAUGAAUGUUCCCUUCCGCGACUUUAUGAUGAGGCUUGAUCUUGUGGAUCCUCUUGACUCCCAGAUAUUACUUGAGGAGACAAAGAAGGUUUUUGGCUAUAUGCAAGAAACGUGGCUUAAAAGUGUCGAUCCACAAGGGCUAGUGGACUCAAUAAGGACCUACGAUAAUGAGCCAGUCGAUGUCACGGUACAAAUGGAUGUUGACGAGUUCUAUAACCUGCUUUUCGACAGGUGGGAGGCUCAGAUUACCAAUGCGGAAGACAAAAAGCAGUUUCGCUCAUUUUACGGUGGUCAGCUAGUGCAGCAGAUCAAGUCCAAAGAGUGUCCCCAUAUCUCGGAACGCCUUGAGCCCUUUUCUGCGAUUCAAUGCGAUAUCAAGGGUAAAGCUAGUCUAGAGGAGAGUCUUCAGGCGUAUGUCGAAGGAGAAAUCAUGCAAGGAGAUAACAAAUACUCCUGCACUUCGUGUGGAAGGCAUGUUGAUGCUGUGAAAAGAGCCUGUUUGAAAGAUGUCCCGGAUAAUCUCAUAUUCCAUCUCAAACGCUUCGACUUUGACAUGGUUACGAUGAUGCGGAGCAAGAUAAAUGACGAAUUUCAAUUUCCAGAGCACAUUGAUAUGAGCCCGUUCAAAGUCGAGUACCUCUCAGAUCCAGACGCGGAGGUUCAAGAAGACCUUUUCGAAUUGGUUGGUGUUUUGGUUCAUAGCGGUACAGCUGAAUCUGGCCACUAUUAUUCGUACAUCCGUGAAAGGCCUACUGCUGAUGCUAGAGGCUCGUGGGUUGAGUUCAAUGAUUCAGAUGUCACUCGGUUUGACCAGUCCAAGAUUGCAGACCAGUGCUUUGGUGGUUAUAAUGACUCUAUGAACAACACUUCCAUGGGCCAAGUCCGGUUCAACAAAGUGUGGAAUGCUUACAUGCUAUUUUAUCAGCGUGUCUCGAGUAUGGAGUCUUCCAAGGCGAUUUAUAAACCAACAACCAGCCAUUGCCCCGUUCAUGUGCAGGUGCCAGUGCUUCUUGCCAACCACAUUAUGAUGGAAAAUGAGAUCUUCAUACGAGCCUUUUGUCUGAUGGAUCCAUACUACGCCAUGUUUGUGCGACACCUUCUAUGUCAGCUUCAUGACAUAAGGGACAUUCAUACUGUUGGUGAUUCUAAAUUGGACAAAUGUAUUAUUUUCAUCGCUUUGGAUACACUUGAGCAACUUAUCUCAAGGAACAGAGAGCCACUGGGACUGGAUGCGGUUGUGUCUGAGCUGCUCAAGGCAGUCACUGAACUUCCUAAGGCGGCUUACAGAGUUUUACAGUGGGUUGCAGAAAGACCAGCCGGCAUACGCAAUCUAGUGCUGAAGUGUCCCCAUGCAGCUGUUCGAAACAGUUCAAUAAGGAUAUUCAUAAGUGCGCUUUCAAAGCUGCAAGACCUGUGCAACAAUGUUGGGCAGGAAGAGCGCUAUAAAGACAAAUGGCAUAAGCGGUAUUUGGAUGGCUUCGAGAAUGUGGUUGCAGCAUUGCAUGGCCUCUGGACAAUGUUGCACACUGCAAGCAGGGCAUGGGAUGACUACUUUGAAUUCCUUUUACUGCUUGCAAGUUUUGGGUCUCUUGAGGCCGGGAUGGUGCUCAGUUACGGAUUUCUUUCGAAAUGCCUGGAAAUCGUGUGGCUUGAUCGUGAUGAUUCAAAGAGACUGAGACGCCAUUACAUUGCUUAUUGCAAACUCCUUGAAAAGGGAAGAAGAUUCUCACAUAGGAAACUCACCGAUCUCCUGUCUGUCUUGCUACAGAACAUCGACUUUUCUGCGUCACCUACGCCGGGUGAUGAAAGACAGACCUUACCCGACAAUAGGUACUCUCUUACAGUUGCGGAAAGCGACCUUCUUCGGCCUGUUGGGAGAAACAAUGAGCUAUUAGUUCUGAAGAAGCUUCUUCAGCAAUACAGCAGCCCGCAAGCAUGCAGAAGCAUUGUUGGAAUACUUGUUGAUGCGGAGUUCGAGGCUGGCCUCACGGAUCCAAUAUGCAAGGCGCUGGAGGAUGGCUUAAGAGUCGCGCCUGCUGAACUCUGUGCUCCGUUCUUGGAAGCUACCUUGAUAUUCUGUCGACGGAGUACUGAUGAAGAAAGAAUCGUUUCUUUGAUUGACUACGUUGCGAAGGGGGUGGAGUCUAUCAAUGACAGCGGGGGUAAAGAACACCUCGCAUUCUUCACAAGCAUUAUGGCGUGCCGCAACGAGAGACUUGAUCUCAAUGAGGCAUGGUUUCUAUCCCAGCUCAUAGAUAAAAUCCCAGACUGGGCUCCGACAUUGCUCAUGUUCCCAGACAGGGCGGUCAGAAAUAUGACCAUGGAAUUCUUACGCCGGAUAUUAUUCACGGGAGAGGCUAGCGACAUCAGCGACGACUGGCAAUCACGCCAUGCACAAGCGGCCAAGGAGCUGGUUCAUGCAAGUAUCAGCAGGUUGAGAAGGACUUACCUCUCAGCCUCUGGGAGCAACGUUGAAGCGAACGUUGUAGAGACAAUCAAGACGGUUGUUGAACACUGCUUAGUUACAUACUUUGAUGACAGUGAAGACGAGGAAUUUGUCCGUCAGGCGCAAGGUAUGUUAUCAUCUUUAAUUAACUAUAGCCUAGUAUUUCACUCUUACUAAUGGCGAACAUAGCCGUCCUCGGAGCUAUUGAGGAAUUAGCUGUUGAUAUGCCUGAAGAGCUGGCUUCCGGUAAGUAUCCCAUUUUAUUGCAUCCUUAUCAGCGUCUAACCCCGGGGGCCUCAGAA